Molecule: messenger RNA, 669 nt
Organism: Triticum turgidum subsp. durum (durum wheat)
Lineage: Eukaryota; Viridiplantae; Streptophyta; Magnoliopsida; Poales; Poaceae
Source: the annotation of a GenBank genome assembly
AUGCCGCCAACACCGACGCCGGCAUCGACCCCUAUCUCUCCAACGCCAAGUCCGGUGGCGCCAACACCGACCCGUGUGGUUCCGACGCCAGCACCCACCCCUGUCUCUCCGUCGCCAACCCUGGUGACCCCAACACCGGCCCCUGUGAUGCCGCCAACACCAACAUCGGUGACUCCGAUGCCAGCACCGACCCCCGUUUCUCCAACGCCAACUCCGGUGGCCCCAACACCGACUCCUAUGAUACCGCCAUCACCAACCCUUGUGACUCCGAUGCCAGCACCAACCCCUGUCUCUCCAACGCCAAUCCCGGUGGCCCCAACACCGACCCUCGUGAUGCCGCCAGCACCCACCCCUGUGACUCCGACGCCACCCCCAGCCCCGGCCCCAGCGCCGGCUACAUCGACCGGCAAGUGCCCCGUGGACACACUGAAGCUACUUGCAUGCGUGGACGUGCUCAAUGGGCUGUUGCACGCGGUGAUCGGCAGUAGCGCCAGGAAUACAUGCUGCCCGCUGCUGUCCGGCGUUGCCGACCUCGACGCUGCUCUCUGCCUUUGCACCACCAUCAAGGUCAAGGCCCUCAACAUCAACCUCAUGCUGCCCAUCGCCAUCGAGGUGCUCGUCAACCAGUGCGGCAAGAGAGUGCCGAAAGACUUUCGCUGCCCUAAUUAA